Messenger RNA from Ceratosolen solmsi marchali, 3569 nucleotides. Its product is annotated as leucine-rich repeat and immunoglobulin-like domain-containing nogo receptor-interacting protein 3. NCBI's taxonomy places the organism in Eukaryota, Metazoa, Arthropoda, Insecta, Hymenoptera, Agaonidae. The transcript is spliced from 4 exons. Gene Ontology annotation, molecular function: protein binding. Bases 285 to 3122 code for a protein of 945 amino acids. The record is from RefSeq and is a predicted model, not a curated record.
GCACGUACACAAAGAAAUUAGCGGUGACAGCGAACAGUACUGCAGGCUCAUGGCGAGAUGAGGAAGUAAUGCUGCUCAUGUCCGUCAGUUAUUCCGCGAAAGCGGUGUCGGCAACUCCCCAACUUCGAUCUCUUCGUCGCGCUCGACUAUAGUAAUGGCGGCGACGAUUAAUAGCCGAGCGGAAGCGGCGGUAGCAACAACAGCUAAUACCUACAAAAGCUGUCGUUGUGUCGUGACACAAUCACGACCACUAUUACGCACCAGUGCCGGCGACUGACCUGCCAAUGUUCACCGGGCAACGUUCGCGUAUUCUCGAGCCCGAAUUAGGUACGUGUCACAUCGUCAGUGGCAGCGACUCCAUUUUCAAGGUUUUAGGAAUGAGGGUGGCUCGGUGGCCUGCUGCCCUCCAUUUAUAUUUGGUCAUCUUAGUGGCCGUCGUCGACCGGUCGUGCGUCGGUGGUUCCGCGACAUGUCCACGGAACUGCAACUGCGACGAUGGGACUACGCGUCUUCAUUGCCAAGGUCGCGAUUACUCCGGCCUCGAACUCCAAUCGGAGCUCUUGGAACUCGCUUUGCACGAUGUCCCUGUGGCGGAGCUGUCAGGGGCAGUUCUCGGGAUCUGCACCCGCCUGCGUCACCUCACCUGGACGGCCAGUGGCAUCGAGCGUCUUCGACCACGCAGUUUCUUAGCGAACUCUCAGCUGGAGAGUCUCAAUUUAGGUGACAACCGGAUCAGCAAACUCCCCGCAGAGGCAUUCAUCGGCCUCACCGAACUCCGAUUGCUAAAUCUUUCCGGUAACGCCCUCACUAGCCUGCCUCGUGACCUACUCCAAAGUCUGGAGGCUCUUGAAAUGCUCUUUCUAACUGACAACAGUAUCAGUGUACUACAUUUCCAAGCAUUCGAAGCAGCACGACGACUCAUGCGCCUCGACCUCACCGGCAACUUACUCGUUUCUCUACCGGAUCACAGUUUCCGGCCAAAUCGGGCCCUACGUGAACUUACCCUCGCGUCCAAUCGCCUUACCAAAAUCCCUUCACAACUCUUUUCAGGCUUGACCGGACUACGCGUUCUCGAGCUCACUGAUAACGAGAUCGAUAUACUUCCUCGAGGUCUUUUUGCUGAGCUCUCAAAGCUUGAACGUCUCGAUCUUGGCGGUAAUCCUCUAAGUCGUGAUGGGCGGCCUAGUACUACCGCCCUCGCUGGUUUAUCCAGCCUUCAGUGGCUAAGUCUUAGCGGCUCAAGGAUCGACAGUCUGCCUCCGGGACUUUGGACGUCCACACCAGGGCUUAAGGUUCUCCGGCUAGCGGGCACGCGCCUCGAAAGUCUCGAAGAUGGUGAUUUCGCCCAUCUGCGCGAGCUUCAGAGUCUCGAACUUGGAAACGGACUACUACGUGAGAUUGGACCUCGAGUGUUCGAAGACACCCCAGCCCUUCGCCAAUUGAGCUUACGCGAUAACGAUCUGACUUUCCUACCAGCGAGCUUGGCACGGCUCAAACAUCUUGAUCAAUUACAACUACAGGGUAAUCCUUGGGCUUGCGACUGCCGCAUGUUUUGGUUCGUACGCUGGACUGAAAAGCAACUGCAUCGUGCGGCUUUUGACAGUGGUUUGCGCUGUGGGCACGAGGCAGCGUCCGUCGAUACUAUUCAGGCACUAAGGUACUUGAACUGUACACCCCCAAGUGUCAGUCGAGUUUCGCCAAUGGAAAAGUGGCGAAUACGAAGCGAAGCGCUUCUUGAUUGUGAAUUCAUGGGCAAUCCUCUACCAUCCGUUACUUGGCUUACCCCGGGUCAGCGCGUCUUUCAUUGGAAUCCCGAUCCCUCGUUCCCAGAUGCGUUCGCACGCCACGCCCGGACGCACGAGCUCGGAGAUUGGAAAAUCCACGAGCCUAACGAUGAUCGGAUUAAACUCCUUGAGAAUGGUUCGCUCUACAUUAGUCAGUUGCACCGCGAAGAUGUAGGUGUGUACGAGUGUUUCGCUGUAAAUCCAAUUGCCAACAUGACAGCUUAUGUAACAUUGCGCAUGGAUCCUGUCACCUAUCGCACCAUUAAACUCGUUAGCAUCGCUGUGGGCGCGGCUAGUGCGGCUGGCUUUCUUCUGCUCACCCUUUUCGUACAGCUAAUGCGCUAUCUAUUCGUCAGGUGUGGUUGUCAAAAGUGGUGUCUCUGCUGCCGACAUGUGGGUGUCACACCACGUGCUAAACAGAUAUAUCAAAUGCUGGACAACAUUGAAAAUUACAAAAGUCAGCAGCUCGAGCGACUUCGUGAAAAUUACACACAGCAAGUGCAUCGCAUUAAAUAUAAUUGUGCCCAACAAGUUGAAUGGAUAAGGGACAGUUAUGAGGGACAAAUGCGCCAUAUAAGGGACAUCCGGGAUUAUGGGACUAGUCACCUUACUACUUUGCGUGAUCAGUAUUAUGAUCAGGUGAAACGCGUAAGAGACUAUUCGACGAGUCAGCUGAAUUGGGUGCGCGAAAAUUACGUCUUCCAGCGCAAUAAAAUUCGCAAAUUUAGCGCCCAUCAGGUUCUCCGACUCCGCGAGUCCUAUAAGUAUCAGCAGCAGACUCUCAAUAAAGUUCUUGAGAAUUUACCUAGUUUAUAUCUCGACAAUUGCCGGAGUGGUUCUUGCGGGCGCUCGGAUUCGGCCGUUUUCGACCCCAAGGACCUCGUGGACGGUACGAGUACCAACAACGUGGAUACCUAUUUCAAAGCCAAAAUCGAUGACAUGGUAGCAGCUUACACUUCCAGUCUUGAUGAUAUUAACAGUGAGUACUACACACCGACCGAACUCUCUUCAAACAGUCCACGAGCAACUGGUGCUCCAAAUGCAUUUAUGCAUCUCGAAGGCGUCCAAGUGAUUAAUUAUAUCGACGACAGACCACCGCCACCGCGUCCGCUUAUUACCAUGGUGAGACCAGGCUGCUUGCAGAUGGGCCCGGCCUUCUUACAAAAGAUCGAUGAAUUCGGUAGCUCGUCAACGGUGGCAAGUACCUCCGAUCAACCAGUUUUUCGAGGUGUGAGCGCAGAGACCUUAGCAGGUGAUACACGAGGUACCCCGGAAAUUCUAGGUUUAUUGGUUCCUAGUGCAAGUCUACCUGAGCUACCACGUGAGACCAGUCUCUAAAGGAGUAAAGCAUUUCACGAAAAUUGCUUAAAUAGUUUGGUUUUUCUAUUUUCAAAUGUGUUUAACUCGUUUUUUAUAUGAUUAGUACCAAGCGUGGCUUGAAAGUGUGCAACAAGAACAGAUUUCAAGGAUAUCAUGUACCUGAGAUAAAGUGUAUAAAAAAAAGCAAAAUUAUCGAAUAUAUUGUGUGGCAAUGGUAAGGAUGAACAUCAUUACAGUGAUACGGUAUUUUUUUAUGCUAUGCUUUGGUUUUUUUUCAAUGGUAAUUGGGAUUGUGCAACACGAACAUUUAAUUUUGCAAUUUUUCUUAUUGAAUUGAGUUAUUUUCGUUGGCGAAUUAGCGCAUCAAUGAGAGAAUAAUGAAACCUACAUUAGGUGUCAAUUUUAAUCGAUUUCUACUAAAGCAGAUGUGGAAUGUUAAUGUUAUAUUAUAUGUCGGGUCUUAUA